Candida albicans SC5314 is the source of this 2184-nucleotide messenger RNA. It is a transcript of the gene FRE3, whose product is annotated as Fre3p. The record is from RefSeq and is a predicted model, not a curated record. NCBI's taxonomy places the organism in Eukaryota, Fungi, Ascomycota, Pichiomycetes, Serinales, Debaryomycetaceae. Gene Ontology annotation, cellular component: plasma membrane. Gene Ontology annotation, molecular function: ferric-chelate reductase activity. The transcript has a single exon. The coding region runs from base 1 to 2184 and encodes 727 amino acids. Gene Ontology annotation, biological process: intracellular iron ion homeostasis; iron ion transport; copper ion import.
AUGUUGGUAUCAAUUUUUUUGUUAGUCUUUGGACUUGCUUCAACAGUUUUAUCUUCAUCAAAUCCAUACCGAUACACCCCACUAGAUAUUGCACAGUAUUCAUGUGAUGCCUGGAUAAGUAACCAUAAGCCAGUGUGUUUACCUCCUGUGGCUUGGGGAGGACAUAAUUAUGAUUGCUAUUGUAACUCCAAUCCUGCUUUUGCUACCAUUAUGGAUUGUUUUAUCAAUGGGUACAACAAUGAUUCUGUUAUUAUCAAUGAAUUUGCUCAGACUUGUAACAUGACAUUUGAAUCGAUGUUUAUUAAGUACUAUUUAACUUUGAAUUUCAACUCAACAUUAUUAAGAAAUUUGUCAUUAGCAAAAAGAUGGGGAAACACUUUAACCGAAGAUGAUCUUGUCAAAACACCAAUUUUAUACAAUUAUACCAAUGGCUCUUUUGCAGUUUAUAAAGAUGUUUAUAAGUUGUAUUAUUUAAACACAAAUAGAUCAAUAACUUAUGGAGGUAUAUUAUUGGCAUACUGGGCUGUUAUCUUGGUACUUGCAAUCAUAGUAAACUUGGUCUUGAAAAUGUACUUGGGUUGUAUGAUUAAUGCAUUCAUUGGUAAAGUUGUCAAUGUUUACAGAAAACAUAUUGGAUUAACAGCAACAUUUUCCAAAUCAAAAUCAAAAGAAGUCAGCAUUAUGGGUUGGUUCUUGCUUGGGACAAUUCCAUCAAGAUUAGAAUCCAUCAUUUUAGGGGGGUUUUUUGUUGUCACAAUUGCAGUUUGUGCAGUCAAUAUUCACCACAUACCCAAUAACCCCAAAGAACCUAUCAUGGCUGAGGAGUUAUGUGAUUUGAUAGCAACAAGAACAGGUAUAGUCACAUUAUAUUUAGUGCCGUUGUUAGUGUUGUUUGCCGGCCGUAACAAUUUUAUGCAAUGGUUAACUGGUUGGAAGUUCUCUACCUAUAUGAUGUAUCAUAGAUGGAUUUCUCGUGUGUGCCUUGCCUUGGUGUUUAUUCAUGGUGUCACUUAUACGGUCGUCGAUAAACUAAACGGAACAUAUGCAACUAACAUGAAGACCAAUAACGUGAUUUGGGGUAUUGUUGCAUGUGUUUGUGGUGGAUUCAUUACCUUUUUUGGAAUGUUGAUAUUUAGACGGAAUUAUUAUGAAUUCUUCUACAUUUUCCAUCUUUUGUUGGUAGUAUUCUUUAUUGUUGGAGGUGUUAGACAUGUUGUUGGCUUGGGAUAUGCAAAUUACUUGUGGGCUUCGAUUGCUGUGUGGGUUUUUGAUAGAGUUCUUCGUCUCUUCAAAUUGGCAUCGUUUGGGGUUAAAACUGCACAUAUUGCCUUGUUGGCAAAUGAAACCAUUAAAGUCACCAUACCUAAGCCUAAAAGAUGGAGACCAAAGCCAGGUGGACAUGCUUUUGUUCAUUUUCUCACACCAUCCACAUUUUGGCAAUCUCAUCCAUUUUCGUUUGUCAUUGGUGGUAAUGAUGAUGAAGAAAUUAUGUUUUACAUUAAAGUGAAAGAUGGUAUAACGAAAACAUUGUAUAAUCGUUUGAGCCAAUGUCCUGGUAAAAUCUCAACGAUACCCGUUAUGGUCGAAGGACCUUAUGGUGGAAAUAGCCCUGGUCAAAGAUGCAGACAUUUAGUUUAUGUUGCUGGUGGUAAUGGUAUUCCUGGUCUUUAUUCUGAAUGUAUUGACGUUGAUAGAAGAGCACCAGAAAACAAAACAAUUAAAUUAGUUUGGGUCGUAAGAAAUUGGAAAUCAGUGACUUGGUUUGCUGAUGAAUUGAAAAGGUUGGAAAGUACACGAGUACAGGCCAUGGUAUUUGUAACCAGACCGGAUGAUUUGAGUGGGUUUGAUUCGUCUAGUAACAAGGCCCUUAAACAACCAUAUCAGUAUGAAAAGGAAUCAGUUGAAAAAAUAGAAACAAAAUCAGUCGAUUUAUCGAUUUAUUCACAUCCAAACUCAAUAGUCGAGAACUUGCGACAGGAAUUGUCACACGUUGAAUUCAUUGAAGGCAAACCUAGUAUGGAUGCUAUGGUGCAAUACGAAACAGAAAAAGCUGAUAUGUCGUUGGCUUUUAUAACUUGUGGACACCCGAUGAUGGUUGAUGAAUUGAGAGUUGCAGUAAAGAAAAACUUGGACAACACUCCGCAUAGAGUAGAUUUUUUUGAACAACUACAAGGUUGGUCUUAG